Messenger RNA from Penaeus indicus, 6250 nucleotides. RefSeq names its product ATPase family AAA domain-containing protein 2-like. Gene Ontology annotation, molecular function: ATP hydrolysis activity; ATP binding; chromatin binding. The record is from RefSeq and is a predicted model, not a curated record. Bases 34 to 3882 code for a protein of 1282 amino acids. Gene Ontology annotation, cellular component: nucleus. Gene Ontology annotation, biological process: positive regulation of transcription by RNA polymerase II. NCBI's taxonomy places the organism in Eukaryota, Metazoa, Arthropoda, Malacostraca, Decapoda, Penaeidae. The transcript is spliced from 19 exons.
GAAGAUAAUUCAGAAGAGGAAACUGGUAGAAAAAUGCUUACCAGACAUGCAGCUCAAGUCAAACCAGCUUCUGAGGAAGAGGAGGAAGAGGAGGAAGAGAUGGCUGAUGAAGAAACUAAAGAGGAUGAAGUUGUUGAUGGGAAAUGUACUGAAGGUUCUGACAAAGUCAAAGUGAGAUACAAAGAAGGCAAAGGUGAAGAAGCUGCUAAUGGAGACGAUGAUGAAGAGGGUAAGAAUCAAGAGGAGGAUGAGGAUGAGGAUGAUGAUGAUGAAAUGCCACAGAUGAGGCGCACAACAAGAAGUUCACUUGAAGCAGGAGGAGGGAAAAUUGAAGAUACAGAAGAGGAGGAGGAGGAAGAAGAGGAAGAGGAGGAGCCUCCACCUGUAAGACCACCACCAAGGAAGAGUAGAAAGUAUGGAGCUCAGGACCCAAUCAUUGCCCGUGCUUUGGCCUCAAAAGUUCCGUUUGAAGAUCUAUAUCCACGAGUGAAGAGGGAGAGACGACCUGUGAAGCGCUUUAUGUAUGAAGAGGAGGAGGAAGAAGUUAGCACAAGGAGAAUUCGCAAACGUGUAACCUCAUCUGAUGAGAGUGAUAAUGAUAAAGAUGAGGAAGAAGAGGAGGAUGAGGAUGAGGAAGAGGAGAAUGAGGAGCAGAAUGGAAAUCGAUAUUCACUCAGACAAAACAGAAGAGAAAUCAGGCCAUUCCAAUUAUCUUCUGUGGAGAAAUCAUCUAGGUCCAGAAGCUACAGAGAGGACACUCCACCAAGAAGACAUCACAGAAAUCGCAAGAGAUAUGUCAAUUCUCCAGCAAGGAAGCAUAUGUUCCAUUUAAAGCGGAGGGUAAGGGCUGCACACAAUUCAUCAAGUAGCAGCAGUAGUUCAGAUGAAAGCCACUUCGAAAAGAGUAAAAUGAGAAGUAUGGCUAAAUCUCGCAACCGCUGCCUCCCCAUGAAUGUCAAACCUGAUGACUUGAUUACAGGUGCCUUAAAGGAUAGAGAGAAGAUAGGAACAAGUUUGGCUGACAUUGAUCCAAUGUCAGUAGACAGAGGUGUUAACUUUGACUCUGUGGGUGGCCUGGCCCACCAUGUAAAGGCCCUCAAGGAAAUGAUUAUCUUUCCUCUUGUGUAUCCUGAGGUUUUUGAAAGGUUUAAGAUCACUCCACCAAGGGGUGUCCUCUUUUAUGGUCCACCAGGAACAGGUAAAACUUUAGUUGCAAGAGCUUUAGCCAAUGAAUGCAGUGCUCCUGACAAAAAGGUUGCUUUCUUCAUGCGUAAGGGAGCAGAUUGUCUUAGCAAAUGGGUUGGAGAGUCCGAAAGGCAACUUAGACUUCUCUUUGAUCAGGCCUAUCAGAUGCGUCCAUCCAUAAUUUUUUUUGAUGAGAUUGACGGUCUUGCUCCUGUACGAUCAUCACGACAAGAUCAAAUCCAUUCCAGUAUUGUAUCAACGCUUUUAGCUCUCAUGGAUGGUCUUGACUCCAGAGGGGAGGUUGUCAUCAUUGGAGCAACUAACAGGAUUGACGCCAUUGAUCCUGCCCUCAGGAGGCCAGGCCGUUUUGACCGGGAGUUUCAUUUUCCUCUGCCAUCAGCUAAGGCACGGCAGGAGAUUCUUAAGAUCCACACAAAGAGUUGGGAGCCGCUACCAAGUCAGCGUUUGCUUCAUUACCUUGCCGAGCAGACUACUGGUUACUGUGGUGCAGACAUCAAGAGCUUGUGUGCUGAAGCAGCUUUGGUAGCACUAAGGGGGAAGUUUCCACAGAUCUACUCAGCAAAGCAGAAGCUCCUCAUUGAUGUUUCAAAGAUCAGUAUAAAAGUAGCUCACUUUAGGGUGGCAAUGACCAAAAUAGUGCCAGCUGGACAAAGGUCUGCAGCUGGAGUGGGACGACGUCUCAGCUCCAAUAUUCAGCCCCUAGUUCAGUCCUCUCUGAACAGGAGCUUAGCUCUCCUGAGAGAAAGUUUCCCUCAUGCCUUUGUCAAGUCCAAGCUUGCUGCAAAGAGCCGUAGCACCCACCGUCCGAGACUACUUUUAACUGGAUUGAGGACACAGGGACAGAGCACACACCUUGCUCCAGCUAUCAUUCAUUCCCUAGAGAAGGUCCCCACCCACAAGCUAGAUCUGGCAGCCCUUUACUCAGUAUCAGCACGAGCACCAGAAGAAGCUUGUGCCCAGGUAUUCCAUGAAGCUCGGCGGAAUCUACCAAGCAUCGUGUAUGUUCCACACAUUGAUCAAUGGUGGGGAACUACAUCUGAAACAUUACGGGCUACCUUCAUGUCAUUGCUGUUGGAUCUAGAUCCCACAGCCCCUCUCUUGUUGCUUGCUACAUCUGAUGUCCCAUAUGAUGAUCUGGAUGAAGAGGUCCAGAUGUUAUUCAGCGUUUAUAGGGAAGAAGUGAUGACAAUGGUUAAUCCCAGUGAGGAAGAGAGACAGCAAUACUUCAAGCCUUUAUUUUAUACAAAUAUGCUUCAGAAGCCAAAGGUCCGAACUGGCAGGAAAAAGUUGGAAGAACUGCCUGUGGCACCUGCUCCUGCACAUCGGCAGCUUACCAGCAAAGAGAUAAGAAAAUUGGAAGAAAUUGAAGAAGCCACACUCAGGGAACUGCGUAUAUUCCUUCGGGAAAUAUGUGCCAAGCUAGCUAGAAAUAAAACGUUUUAUAUAUUCACAAAACCUGUAGACGAAGAGGAGGUACCUGACUAUCGCGAGAUUAUCAAAGAACCAAUGGAUCUUGAGACAAUGAUGACCAAGAUCGAUCAGCACCAAUAUGAAUGUGCUCAGGAAUUCUUGAGAGACAUUGAUCUGAUCUGCAACAAUGCUCUGGAAUAUAAUCCAGAUAAGAAUCCUGAAGAUAAGAUAAUCCGUCAUCGAGCCUGUACUCUGCGAGAUACUGCUUAUGCCUAUAUAAAAGCAGAGAUGGACACAGACUUUGAAGAUCGAUGUAGAGACAUAAGAGAUAAUCGCACAGAACGCAAGAAGAUAUACUCAGAUCCUGUUCAGAAGAGUACACCCAGCUUUAUCAGUGUGGCACCACCAAAAGCUACAGUUGAAGAGGUGAAGACUGGUAGACUAUCGGAACCUGUAACACCACACACAACGAGGCCAGAUGUGACAGAUCAACAAGCAAAGACAACAGGGGAUAUCCACAGACGACGCAAAAGGAGAUAUAGAAGUGCUUGGUCUCGAGGUGAAAUCAAGCCAAAGAAAAGGAGAAUAAUUGAAAAGGAGACAACAGAAAAGAGAGAAGAGGUAGAAAAUUAUGAGGCAAAAACAGAGGAGGAAGAGGAGGAGGAAGUGGAUAAUAAAGAAAAAGUGGAAGAGAAUGGAGAGAAGAGUGAGGAAGAAGUAAGUGUUCACUCCACAGAUAAUUCUGAUGAUGAAGUGAAGAGAAAGGCAGGAGAUAAGCAAGAUCCCACAAUUCAGGUACAUGUUGAGUCUGAGGUUGCACUUUAUAAUGGCCACCUGAGCACAGAAGACAGUCAUGAUAGUAUGAAGGUUACAUCAGCUGCCGAUGAACUUGCAGCAAAGGCAUCUACCUCAAAUGUCAGUGAUGUUCGAGAUGGCAGCAAGGAUGAGAGAGAUGAUACAAGCCAGGACACUACCAUGGAAACAGAAGAUUCUGUUGUGUCCUCAUCAGAGCAAGGUGGUGGUGGUGGUGGUGGUGGUGGUCCCACAGAGAAUAAUGGAGUCUUGAUUGACUGGAGCCACCUUGAGGCAGUGUACGAGUCUUGUAUCUCUGCUACAGGGGAUGCUACUGUAGAUGAUCUCCAACGACUCUAUUCUGCAAUUACUGCCCUUAUUCACAAGCACCUCCCAAAUCCCAAUAAGAUGCAACUUCUACAGGAUACUGAAGUUGAAAUAAGAAGAUUUACGCAGUUCCACAAGACAACUUGAAGCUAGCAGUGUUGUGACCUGUUGAGUGUAGAGUGCAAUGAAAUAUUCUUUUAUUCUGACAUUAUAGACAUCAGCUAAUGUCAGGAUUGUUCUGGCUUAGUUAUAUUUUGUAUUCUCUUUUUAAGUAUUUAUAUAAUUCUUUGUCUGAAUAUUUUCCUGUCAUUAAUAAAGACCUGAAAGCUGUAUCUUUAUUAGAGUUUUGUACUUUUGCCAAAGUUUCAUACUGUUGAGAAAUUUUGUACCCAUUUUCUCUGCAGUCUAGCUUUGCUGAUCUAGGUACAUUAAAUGUAUGAAUUAAGGAUAUGUUUUGUCAGUUUUAGUUAGGGUGUGGUUAUUAUGUUGCAGUGACUGGAUGGCGAAUUAUGAAGAUAGUAUUCUCAACCUGUAAUCCUGUAUAUAUGUGUGCUGUCUUGAAUGUAUGCAUUCCCAUAGACACGUGCUUGUGCGUACAUGUAAGCUGGUGGUACAGAUGUGCUUAUAUCAUUCACUUCAUAAAUGUUGUAUUAUUAUAUCAUUAAAAAAUCACUAGGAAAAUUAAUAAUUCCUUUGUUGGUACAUAACAUUCUUCAUAAUGUACUGUCUGGUCACUUCAAGCCAAUUCUAUUUCCUUGCUCAAGUAACUCAAUAGUAACUAGCCCAGAUAGGUACAGUAUUGUGCGAUUCUGCCACUGCCAGCAACAGCAUCACCCAUCAACCCACACUGCCACCCACACUGCCAGUCUCCGCAGGUUUCCAUUUUAAGGCUUUAUUUGAGAAAUGUGAAAUUACAGGAAAGUAAUUUAUAUCUGCACUGUAAUACUCUCCCAUGUUGAUGAUCUAAACCUAACCAAAGUUUUGCCAGUACAUAGUGUGUUUUAAAUUUUACAGUUUCAAGCAGAAGUGGUAAAACUUGUUUAAUAGCCUCCUUUGCCUUCAUUCUUUUAAGUGUAGAGGUAAGAAGAUAUUGGGUACAACUCUUGAAGUAACUUUGUCAUUGAGUGUGGAUUUAAUUUCUAAUUUGUAAAUUAUGCCAAUAUUUUUGACAGGAAUUAGAUCAAAGAGGAAAUUUAAUUUGAGAAGGGAAUUAUAAAUGUAAAGUUAAUAGCAAGAGUUUAAAAAUGUAUUAUAGAUAUUAUUUUCAUAUGCCCACUGAAUUAGAGAUAUGAAAUAAGAGGUGGAUUGAGAAAAAUACUAAUGCUUCUUGAUGUGAAUUUUGGUGACAGAUUAUCCUUUAAGCAGUUUUGAUUAAAAAGGAGGCAUACAGAAGGGUAUUGGGAUCAAUAAUAUUUUUGAGAAAGAGGCAAGUGGAAUUGAUAGACGCAUUUGCAAAUUGUGAUAUGUGAUAAAUCUUUUUGUUGUGGCAUUAUUUCUUGUUUCCGUUCCUUUUGUAGUGCCUUAUUGUGGUUCUUUAUUCCUUAUCUUUAUAUUUUUACCCUAUAGCUCCAGCAUUCCUAGGGCCAAAGAUUUGUUAACCAUUAAGUUACUAGUAAAACAACUGCCCAGGAUAAUUUGGUCUUUGUCCUCACCAUGAUUCACCAGGAUGUAGUAGUACUCCAGUCUGCCAGAAAUUAUCAGAUUAGCUCAAGACAUAAAAUUAGGUUUUGUUAGUGUUAUCAGUCGUAUGUAUAGAGAGAGAAAUAAGUUUUAAAUUAAUAAUUCCAGAUGUUCGUACCAGAAUCCUAUUCCAGAUCUCAGUGAUGAACCUAUUGAACCUUGAACUAUAUGGUGUUAAAUAUUUAACUCAAAUCCUUUCAGUAGGCGACUGUAAUGAAUUGGACAAGGAAAAUUCAUUUUAUAACUCAUUCAUUGUCACCUGACGUCAUAUUUGCAUAACUGUCUUAUUAUUAUUGCAACUAUUAUUAUUAUUAUUAUUAUUAUUAUUCCCCAGUAUAUAUGUCUGUGCUGCCUUUGAUUCUCUUUUCCAUCAUUAAUCAACUUCGCCACUUUUAAUAUAUUAUCAUAGCAAGAAUGUACAUUUGUAAAUGUGAAUGUACAUUCUUGGAAUAACAUCUUGCACUCCAUCAUUUCUUCAUAGUCUUAGUUUCUGUAAUUCCAGAACAGAAAAGAAAGUGUUUCUAUGUAUAAUUUUUUAGGGAAGAUUUAUUUAUUGAGUGUAUUUUGUUCUGUAGUAAAUUUCAUCAAAGUUUACCGGUGAUAAAUCAAUUUAGAAACCUGGAAUUGCCCUGCAAGCACUGGAUAUAUCCAUUAGAAUUAGCAUCUCUAAUUCAGGUAUGCACUUUUAAGCAUUUGUGAUGUUUAUAUACAUUAUAGGCAUUACAGGUAUACUUGACACAUUUUCAUUCACUCAGGUUAUAAAUCAAAUUAAUUCUUGUGUAUAUAGGGCUUUAAUAAGUUCUUUUUUAUACUGGAAACAAUGUUUUACCAAGAA